Molecule: messenger RNA, 2168 nt
Organism: Pyricularia oryzae 70-15
Lineage: Eukaryota; Fungi; Ascomycota; Sordariomycetes; Magnaporthales; Pyriculariaceae
Exons: 4
Coding region: 301-1710 (469 amino acids)
Source: RefSeq, a predicted model, not a curated record
CCGCAAUUCGGAGUGACGGUGUACAACAAAAGCAACAACGAUACGGAUACAAAAUAAAUCUGGGUGAAUCUUGUGUCUGUUCUACUCAUAUGAUUUUUUUUUUGUUUAAAAAAAUACUCUUUACAAAAUUCAAGGUGCUGUCCAGGUUGAGGUAGCUCGGAAUCUGCUUUCCUCAAAACUUGCCACCUCAUUCUUUUACUCAGGCGCCGUUACGCUAUCUUUGAGCAAAUUGCUCCCCUCUCUCCCUGACCUAAGGAAACGGCCUAUAGAAGCGGCGGUCAGAGAGAUAACCUUUCCGCUAUGUGCCGGUUCCUGGUAUAUAAAGGAAGCGACGAGAUUCUGCUUUCCAAGCUGAUCCUCGAACCAACCCAUUCCAUCCUCAAGCAGUCCUUUGAUUCACGACUUCGCUUAGAUACACGACGCGGACAAAACAAUGCAGAUGGCUUCGGCAUCGGCUUCUACACCAACCCAAAACUCGGCGCGGCCCCCUGCCUCUUCACCUCGACUACGCCCGCAUGGAACUCCCCGAAUCUGAAUCGACUGGCGAGCAAAACAGCCUCCCGUCUUAUAUUCGCCCACGUGCGCGCCACAACAGAGGGCUCCCUUUCAGAGGACAACUGUCACCCCUUCUACCAUGGCAGCUUGAUGUGGAUGCACAACGGUGGGCUUGGCGGCUGGAAGUACAUCAAGAGGCGGCUUGGCGAGCGGCUGGCAGACCGGUGGUACCUUGGCGUCGUGGGCGGCACGGACAGCGAGUGGGCGUUUGCCCUGUUCCUCGACACGCUGGAGCGCAUGGGAUACGACCCGAGCGCGCAGCCUGAGAAGGGGUUCGGGCCAACCGUUUUGCGCAGGGCGAUGCUCAAGACCAUUGAACUGAUCAACGAGCUCAUCGACGACAUACCCGAGAGCAUCAUCCAGGCCGAGAAGGUGGACACGCGCAGCCUGCUCAACUUUGCCCUCACGGACGGGCACAGCAUCAUCUGCACAAGAUAUGUGAGCAGCGCCACCGACGAGGCUGCAAGUCUGUACUACUCGUCGGGAAGCCAGUGGGAGAACAGGCCUUCCCACGAGGACGAGUGCAACUUUCAGAUGGAGCGGCGCGACAAGGGUGCGGAUGUUGUUCUCGUCGCCAGUGAGCCAUUGACGUUUGAGAGGGAAAAUUGGGUCAACGUACCGACAAACUCAAUUCUUACCAUACACGGUCAAACAGUCAUGGUACAUCCAAUCAUGGACCAGUUCUCUAACCACAGCCCCUACCACACAAGGUCUGCCGCCUAUGUGCAGAUGAAGGGUCUGUCAGCGAACGAGAAGCUUGCCAUGACCCCGGCAUUAGAGGACGCAGCCAGAGUUUCUGCUUCUGCCAUUGCCGCUGAGGCUUUGCAACGGCGCCUCCAGGGUUCUGCAGCCCAGGCUCCUCUCCCAUAUCAACCGCGGGUGCGGCCGACUGUAGAAACCUCCUUGGAGUUGCGCUCUGUGACACAAUCCAAAGUACAACAACAACAACGACAUUCCUCCCCUAACCCUCCAUCUCAGGGCAAUAUCAAGAAGAAGAGAAGGUCGUUGAACGCCCUGGAACGGUCCCAAGGUGACCCGCACCGAGACCAAGACUCGGGGUCAGAACCGCCUACACCGUCUGAGGAACCCCCGCGGAAUAACUUUGGCGAUCCAAACAAGAUUGCGCAAUAUUUCCCGGAAUUAACUUUGUCUUGAAACCCCCGUUCUUUGGUUACUAUUUGGAGCAGGCGUCUAUACUGUUUUGAUACCCAUCCCCUAUCGGCCGUCGCUUGUUGAGUGGCAUUUUAAGGAGCUCCAGAGGCGGAGGUUCAUCGUGCCUGCUUUGCUUUCUGGAAGUAGAUUUUGAUUUGAACCGCUAGUCUACCCAGUGCCAGUGCCUCGAGAAGUCAGCCAAUGUAUUCUAUCUAUUUUCAAAGAUUCCUUUCUUCUGACUUUCACAUCCACACCUCACCGUUGAUCCAGUUAUCCACGGAUUUUACUGUUGAAAAUUACUGGCACGCGAUAAUAGUUAAACGUAUUGUGUAAUUGCUCUGCCGUUUUAGGUUGGUUUCGGCAGCCCGUUCAGAUUUCACUCUCUCGUUCUUGCCCCUUUGUUCUGGCACCAAUCCCAGGGAACACGUUCGUCAUUACCUUAUUGUCUGGUCACCAUGAAC